Molecule: messenger RNA, 1144 nt
Organism: Cryptococcus amylolentus CBS 6039
Lineage: Eukaryota; Fungi; Basidiomycota; Tremellomycetes; Tremellales; Cryptococcaceae
Exons: 6
Coding region: 93-1055 (320 amino acids)
Cellular component (GO): cytosol
Molecular function (GO): aldose reductase (NADPH) activity
Source: RefSeq, a predicted model, not a curated record
ACUAGAGUAUAUAACCACGAGCUUCUUUCUCAAAUCCCCCCGCAUCUUGCAUUUACUCUUCCAUCUGCUACUCACAUACCACACAUACAACCAUGUCCCUCGGCAGAACCCUUACCUUGAACAACGGCGUGACCUUCCCCCAGAUCGGGUUCGGUACUUGGCAGGCUGCUCCUGGAGAGGUCGAGAAGGCUGUCACUGAGGCCAUCAAGGUCGGAUAUCGACACCUUGACCUCGCCCUGAUUUACCAGAACCAGGACGAAGUGGCCCAGGGCAUCAAAGACUCUGGUGUCAAGCGCGAAGACCUGUUCCUCGUCUCCAAACUGUGGAACCACAACCACCGUCCUGAGAAUGUUGAAGGCGACCUCGACCUCACGCUGAAGCAGCUCAAUACCGACUAUCUUGAUGCGUACCUCAUUCACUGGCCUGUCCCCUUCGUCAAGGAGGGCGACAACCUCUUCCCCAAGACCUCUGACGGAAAAAUCGCUAUUGAUUGGGAUGGCCCUAGUGUCGUAGACACUUGGAAGGAGGUGGUGAGGAUCUACAAGGAGACCAAGAAGGUGAAGGCUAUUGGUGUCUCCAACUUUACAGUGGAGCUUCUCGACAAGAUCAUUGAGGCUACCGGUGUGGUUCCUGCUUUCAACCAGAUUGAGACCCACCCCAGCUUGAUCCAGCCCGAACUGUAUGAGUAUGCCAAGAAGAAGGGCAUUGUAAUCACCGCCUACUCUCCUCUCGGCAACAACACCACCGGCAAGCCUCGCAUCGUCCAAAACCCCGACCUCAUCAAGAUUGCCGAGAAGCUCAAGAAGGACCCUGCCCAAGUCCUCAUUGCCUGGGGCGCAUACCAGGGCUUCUCGGUCAUCCCCAAGAGUGUUACUGCUUCGAGAAUCAAGUCCAACUUUGAAGACUUUGAGCUCCCUGAGGAGGACUUUGAGGCCAUCAACAAGAUUGGCAAAGCCAAUUACGCGCGAGGAAAUGCUCCUGCUGACUAUGACCCUGUCUGGCCCAUCAACAUCUUCGACACCGAGUCCGAGAAGCAGUACAAGAAGGCGUUCUAAGAGUUGUAAUACGAGUACAGGAUAGAGAACAGGGAACUGGUCAGAAGUAAAUAAUCAAAGCUGUGGAGUAAUCUUAUGCACUCUGUAAC